CAUGGUUCCGCAGGCAACGUGAACGUAAACAAGCGGCUCACCUCUGAGACGACGGCACCUGUCACAUCCUCUGAAACAGAAGCUGCUUGUCGAAGCCCAAAAUGGCUCUCAGAGUGUGCGCUCGGCUCCUCAGAGACUCGACCGUCUCCUCCAGACUGGUCACCGGCGCGUGUGCUCGACAGGAAAGUGCGUCAUGGUUCCUCACGGCGGGAAACGCUGCCUGCAGCCGAGGAGGGAGGGCCGGAUUUAUCUUCAUGCCCGCCUGUUUUAUUACAUCCGAGGCAUUUCUCGACAGACUGAUGAAAGGCAAAGCAGCCGAGGCAGACGGGAGCCUUUAUCGCCUUCCAGCCUCGGUUCCGCCGGACAGCGCUGAACAAUUAUCUUUGUUGCUGAGACAUCCAGAUCAGCCGGACAACUCGAAGGUUUUGAAGGUGGCCAUAAUUGGCGCCCCAAAUGCCGGGAAGUCCACAUUGUCCAAUCAGCUCCUUGGCAGAAAGGUGUUUGCUGUGUCCAAGAAAGUGCACACGACGCGGUCACGAGCCCUGGGCGUCCUCACAGAGGAUGAUACGCAGAUAAUUUUACUGGACACUCCUGGUCUCACCACUGUAUCGAAGGUCAAAAGACACCAGCUGGAGAAGACUUUGCUCGUGGAUCCCUGGAACACGGUCAAAGAAGCCGACCUAAUGGUGGUCUUGGUGGAUGUGGCGGACAGAUGGAUGUGCAGCAGGCUGGACUUCGAGGUGCUCAAAUGCCUGGCCCAGCACCCCGACAUCCCCGCCAUCCUGGUGCUCAAUAAGGUGGACCAGGUCAAGGCCAAGGACCGGCUGCUGGACAUCACGGCCGAGCUGACAUGCGGAGUGGUGAACGGACGCCAAAUGCGCGUCAGGCCGGUGAUCAGGCCUCCGUUGGCUGAAAAGAGGCCGGAGAUGGAUUCGGAGUCGCCGCUUGACGACGAGGACGGCGGCGGCAGCGCGGGGCCCGAGGGCAGCGCCGAGCCGAACUCUGUGCUGAGCAAAGAGCAGCUGAAGGCGCUGAAGAGCCAGCAGGGCUGGCCUCACUUCAAGGACAUCUUCAUGCUCUCUGCUGUGGACAGAGAGGACGUGGAGACGCUGAAGGAAUACUUUAUGGUCGGGGCCAAACCGGGACCGUGGCAGUACCACAGCGAGGUCCUGACCGACCAGAGUCCAGAGGAGGUCUGCACCAACAUCGUCAGAGAGAAGCUGCUGGAGUGUCUGCCCCAGGAAGUGCCCUAUUCAAUGACACAGUCGAUUGAACUCUGGCAAGAUGGAGAAAACGGCGAGCUGGAUAUUUCUGUGAAACUUUAUGCCAAGAAGGACACUCACAUGAGGAUGGUGAUCGGCACAGCCGGCCAGAUCGUAGCGCGCAUUGCCCGAGAGGCGGCUGAGGACCUGAGCCGCGUCUUCCUGAGGGAAGUAAAGCUGAAGCUCACAGUCAAGCUGAGGAAGUGAAGAGAGAUGGAAGGACUUUAAAUGGUGAAGAGGUGAUUUGAGACGACUCUUCUCGUGUGUUUUGUUUUUCUCUGCAAAGGACAGACCCAAAGAGUCGAACAAAGGAUAAGAUCUCCCACUGAGAUGGACCUGUUAAGAAGAACUGUAAAUGUUGACUUCUGCAUCCUCUGUCUUCAUUCGUGCAGUCUCAGAAGACGUUAUUAAAGAUUUUUAUGUUGACA
Messenger RNA from Anarrhichthys ocellatus (wolf-eel), 1690 nucleotides. RefSeq names its product Era-like 12S mitochondrial rRNA chaperone 1 (gene eral1). The record is from RefSeq and is a predicted model, not a curated record. Gene Ontology annotation, molecular function: ribosomal small subunit binding; rRNA binding; GTP binding. The transcript is spliced from 11 exons. The coding region runs from base 102 to 1469 and encodes 455 amino acids. Gene Ontology annotation, biological process: ribosomal small subunit assembly. Gene Ontology annotation, cellular component: mitochondrial matrix. NCBI's taxonomy places the organism in Eukaryota, Metazoa, Chordata, Actinopteri, Perciformes, Anarhichadidae.